GUAAUAGGUAAAAUGGAUUCAACAGAUAAAGAUUUAAAAAAGACAUCUAAUAUAGAGCAGAUGGCCUUAAUCGGCAAGAUGCAUAAUAUGCAGUGGCUAAAAAGUAAUUCUCAGUUCUCAGGCCACACAAAAACGCUUCCAGAUGGGAAAGACAUAAACAAUACGUUCAAAAGUAAAAUAAAUGAAGGAACAAAGGAAAAAAGUGAAAUUUCUUCAACUAACACUGUUUCAAACAGUCCUGAAUUAGAUGAGGUUGAUCUUACUUCAAAUAAAGAUAUAAAUGAAGACGAUAGUAUUAUAAAUAAAGAUUCACUUCAGUCAUCUUUAAAAGUUGUUGAUUUUUCUGAGAAAAGUAUGGAAACUGUUUGGAAUAAAGAUGUUAAUGUAACUAGUACAAUGUACCCAAAUUCUCAGUCUUUAGUCAUGCAAAGGCUGGAUAAACAAGAGAUGAUAAGUAUGUCUUUGGCAGAGAAUAUUGUUACAGUUCAAUUAGAACAAUUUAGACUUAACGAAGAGGAAAGGAAUAAGCCUGAUGAAUUGCAUAAUGAAGUUGAUAAUGAAUGGGAUAAUGUUCAUCACAAUAUGUCUGACUCACAGAAGUCAGACAGUGAAAUAGGUAAUCAAGUAAGCCCAAAGCAGUGUCAUGAUAACAACAAUAAUAAUGCAAAAUCCAAAAGUCAAUCACCACUAGAAACAAAGAAAAGCAUACAAAAGACAACUACAAAAAUUAGUACUAAAAAAUUAAGUGAUCAGAAAAUUAAAAAACAAGCAGGUAGUUCUUUAAAAGAAUCUUGUGCCCCUUCAAAACAGGGUUCUAAAUCUAAAGAUAAUUUGUUGAAUUUAUGUAAUGAUAGUAAUAUAACAUCAACUUCUACAGACUCGAAGAAGAUUACUGUAGGAACAUCUCCUAGACUAAUUGAUCAAUUUAGUAAAAUUCAUGGAUAUAGUAAGAACUUAAUUAUGGGAAAAGGGCCGCGAAUGAAGGAGCAACAGUUUUUUAAACAACAUUUUUCUACACUUAACGAUAGCGGUAAUAGAAGCAGAUCCUCUGUAGAAGGAAUAGAUGAAAAAAGUAAAUCUGUUACAACAAGAUUUAAGUCAGUUAAAAACGAGUCAGACAGAAGAAAUAACGAAGUAGAAGACACAAAGAAGUGUCACAAGGUUCAUGUAACACGUACUCAAUCUUAUAAUGUUCAAUACAAUAGAAAUAAACCAUUAAUAAAAUCACAGCAACGAUAUUUAAGAAAUGCAACCAAGCCAGAAGAAGAUGGUUCUAUUAAUACUUCAUCUGGUUUUAAUAACAAUAUUAGUAUGUCUAACUCAACCGAGAACGUAUCAAAGAAAAAAUGUGAAAAUCAACAACCUGUAAUUAAUAAGCAAAUUAGCGAUAUACAAUCUAAUCAGAGUACUUCAGGAAAGAACACCAGAAAUUCAAAUGUUCCAGAAUGCAGUAUAAAUGAGAGAAGUUCAGUAAAGUCGAACUCUGUACCAUGCAAACGAAAUUAUCAGAAUUUACCUAAUACGAAGAACACCACCGAAAGAAGUAUGAAAGAUGAUCAAGUAUAUACACAAAAAUUUAAAAAAGAUUCUAAUGUUUAUAGGCGGUCUUCAGGUGUUCUUCAGACAUUCUUUAAAGAUAUAAAUGGGAAAGGAAAACCAGACGAUCACAAAAGGAAUGUUACAGAUAAUAACUUCACAAAAGAUUAUAGAGUAAAUCGCAUUAGUUCGGUAGAUACGAAAGUGCGUUCUCAAUCCGAAGGCUCAAGAAUAAGUGUAUAUCCGCAUAAGACAAGUAAUGGUGCUAGUAAUGUUAACAAGACUGAUACAUUAGAUUCAACUACUGUAAAUAAUGUACAGUCUCUAAAGUCAUUAAAUUCUUGUUCGAGUAGUACCAAAGAUUCCACCAUUAUAAACGCAUCUACUCAUACAUCACAAGAAUCACAGGUUUUGCAAGCUUCUUGUAACGAAACUGAAGUACAAUUUGUGAAGACUGAACAAGAAAAUACUAGUAAUAAUAAUAGCAAUAAUAAAACAAGUGCUAGUAAUUCAGAAACGAAGUCGGUUAAAUUUUCGGAUAACGUUCAGGAAUUUAAUAUGGCACAUCAUUCAACAACAUCGUACUCCGAUAAUUCUAUACAUCAAACCAAGCUUCCAGCAAACUCGUAUUAUUCCGAUUUACAAAAUCCAUCAAACACAAACAAUGCUCAACAAAUAGAAAACCAUCAAAUUGUACAAAAUAAGAAUUAUUUCGAUGAUAAUAAUGCUCAAUAUAAUAAUACAACCACCAAUAUUCAGAAUACCGAACGAGAUUUACAUUUGCUGGAUGUGGUGCAUCAUAAACCAGAACAAACAUCUCACAUGUCUCCGCAAAAUAUGUUACCACACAAUUGCAAUCCAACUAUUGCCAUGGGAAAUGGCUUACCCUAUCAGAACAUGCCUGCUGUGUAUUUAAAUCAGUAUAAUAACGCGCAAACUAUACCAAGAAAAACGGCCGACAGUACAAUCAUCUCUCAAAAUCCGUUAAUUCCAAGUACCUCUUCUUAUACCAUAGAGAAUCAGAAUGUCAUGCAGACCGACCCUAGUAUUCUAAUGCAUAAUACUCAAACAUCUGUUUUACCACCGCCAGGUUUUCAUAAUCAUCCUGUAACCACACAACCGAAUCAAUGGAAUCUACCACUUCUAGAUAUGUAUCUUUUUGGAAAUGUGAUGAAUCACGGGCAUCCUUUGAACAUGCCAAUUCAAAACUCGAGACAUAUGUGCAACACGGAUUUCAAUAACAUCCAACAAACUGGUUACUUGCAGCAUCCGAUGUACUACGUUCCAUCGAUGUGUAUGCAAGGCUGGAAUUCAAUGGUACAAUAUCCAGCACCUCCGUUUCAAAAUCCAACGUAUACAAACUGUAGCACGUAUCCUAAUCAAGUAUUACCAACAAACACUUUGACAGACUCUAUGAAUUGUUCUGUACCUACAUCCAUGCAGAAUAAUCCGUACAAACAUUUCCAGCAGAUGCAACCGAUGGAGAACCCGCCGAAUUUCUCUGUCCCUGUAAAGCUAGACAAUUACAUAGGAAACAUGCAAGGUUGUAACAAGUCGAACAACGUCAGAAUGAAGAACAACACCAUGGACGUUCACAUGAGAGCUAGUCAAUACCGAGUACCCGUGCCAAACGAAUAUCAAAAUUGUUCUCAAGAUCCUCAACUUAUGGUACCGUUCCCGUACACUCUCACAAUGGACUCCAUUGCUAGGAAUGGUCCAUCGAACAUGCUCAUGCAAGUGAACCAGAAGUACGCGCCAUGCGCGCUAACUACUGCCAAUUACCCACGAAUGCCGGAGACCUGUACAGUAUACCACAACAAUCAAGACUCGAACAACAGGAAGGAUGACAUAACGAAAAACGAGUCUGAAUGCCUACCACCGAUGGUAUCACCAAGAGAGUGCAUGUACUAUGGAGUUAAUUACUCACGGAAGAACGACACCAUUCAGAAUUCAUUCGUACGGUCAGAUAUGAAGCCUGUGUCUUACGUACACUCUGUCAAUUCGCAGCAUUAUGUCCCUCAGUAUCAAAAGAACGCGACAUAUCACGCGUCGCAGAAAGAGCUCGCAUCCAACAGGGUAACAGUGGGACGUGGUUUGCGUAAAACGAUGGAUCAGUAAGCCUAGAAAAAAAGAGUGAGAAAGAGAGAGAGAGAGAGAAAAAAAGAGG
This is a messenger RNA of Habropoda laboriosa, 3703 nucleotides long. RefSeq names its product probable serine/threonine-protein kinase DDB_G0282963. The record is from RefSeq and is a predicted model, not a curated record. Bases 13 to 3654 code for a protein of 1213 amino acids. The transcript has 4 exons. Lineage: Eukaryota; Metazoa; Arthropoda; Insecta; Hymenoptera; Apidae.